This is a messenger RNA of Phyllostomus hastatus (greater spear-nosed bat), 4108 nucleotides long. It is a transcript of the gene LIPG, whose product is annotated as lipase G, endothelial type. Bases 703 to 2205 code for a protein of 500 amino acids. The record is from RefSeq and is a predicted model, not a curated record. Gene Ontology annotation, molecular function: protein binding; lipoprotein lipase activity. The transcript has 11 exons. Gene Ontology annotation, biological process: lipid metabolic process. Lineage: Eukaryota; Metazoa; Chordata; Mammalia; Chiroptera; Phyllostomidae.
GUAAUGAGGCUAUAGGUCGGAAGAGGACCUGCUCCUCCGGACUGAUUUGCCCACACAGACCUUCCCGGCUGGGGCCCUGGCAUGAGGGAGGAAGGGGCGCGGGGCUGCUGUCCUUCUCUGGCUGGAGUGGGGCGGGUUCCCUUCUGGCGACCGCGCGGUUACUCGCGCAGCCGCGCAGAGCAAGCUCCGGCUUGGCCGGGACGCGGAGCGAAGGCGGCGCGCCGCUUUGCGGCGGCGUUUUCCUUCCCUCCCACCGCCGCGGCGUCCCCAAGGACUGUUGAAGCGCAGCCGCCCUCCAGGUGUCCUGGCCGUGGAGGCCCUUGGAGAGCCCCCGGCUCAGCUCCGGCUCCCCGGCGCCAGAUGCGGACUCGGCGACAAGUUCUCCCGCGCUCGCCAUUCUCGGUCCCGGAGUCGCGCCGGCGGAGCAGGAGCUGAGACCCGAGACCCGAGGGAGGAGCAGGGACGCGGAUCAAUGAAGGGAAGGAGAGGAAGGAAAACUGAUGAGUAGAAGCAGCUACUUAAUUCCACUCAACAAGUAGUUGCGCACAUCUGCAGAGGCUCGGUGAGGGCCACGUGCCUGAGACCUCCCAAGCUCAGCUCUCUGUUCCCUUUGGGAAGUGUCGCCUGGUAUCCCUCCAGCGCCCCCCGCCCGCUUCAAGAAGUCCCGUUUGGCGACGGGUGUGUGUGCGGUGGCGGGGAAGGAUGAGAAACUCCGUUCUUCAGCUCUGCCUCUGGAGCGUCUAUUGUUGCUUUGCCGCGGGAGGCCCCGCAACCCUCGGUCCAGAGGGACCGUUACAAGAUGAGCUCCACGGCCCCGAGGAUGGACAGGUUGUUGACAAACCCGCCGUGCGGUUUAACCUCCGCACCUCCGAGGACCCAGAGCACGAAGGAUGUUACCUCUCCUUUGGCUACAACCAGACCCUAGAAGACUGUGGCUUCAACAUGACAGCCAAAACCUUUUUCAUCAUUCAUGGAUGGACGAUGAGUGGCAUAUUUGAACAGUGGCUGUACAAGCUCGUGUCAGCCCUGCGGACGAGAGAGAAAGAAGCCAAUGUCGUGGUGGUUGACUGGCUGCCCCUGGCUCACCAGCUUUACACAGACGCGGUCAACAACAUCAGGAUGGUGGGACAGAGCAUCGCGAGGCUGCUGGAUGGGCUGCAGGAGAAGGAUGAUUUUUCUCUUGGGAAUGUUCACUUGAUCGGCUACAGCCUUGGAGCUCACGUGGCCGGGUACGCUGGCAACUUCGUGAAGGGCACGGUGGGCAGGAUCACGGGUUUGGAUCCCGCCGGGCCCAUGUUCGAACGGGCAGACAUCCACAGCCGGCUGUCCCCCGACGACGCAGACUUUGUGGAUGUCCUUCACACCUACACGCGCUCCUUCGGCUUGAGCAUCGGGAUCCAGAGGCCCGUGGGCCACAUCGACAUCUACCCCAAUGGGGGCGACUUCCAGCCAGGCUGUGGGCUCAACGACAUUUUGGGGUCAAUUGCCUAUGGAACGUUCGCAGAGGGGGUGAGAUGUGAGCACGAGCGGGCCAUAUACCUCUUUGUCGACUCCCUGAUGCAUCAGGAUGAGCCGAGCUUCGCGUUCCAGUGCACGGACUCGAACCGCUUCAAAAAGGGGAUCUGUCUCAGCUGCCGGAAGCACCGUUGUAACAGCAUCGGCUACAACACCAAGAAAACGAGGAACAAGAGGAACAGCAAGAUGUACCUAAAGACCCGGGCGGGCAUGCCUUUCAGAGUUUAUCACUACCAGAUGAAAAUCCACGUCUUCAGCUAUAAGAACACGACGGAAAUCGAGCCCACCUUUUAUGUCACCCUUUAUGGCAUCAAUGCAGACUCCCAGAUGUUGCCUUUGGAAACAGUGGAGCAGAUCGGGCUGAAUGCCACCAACACCUUCCUGGUCUACACAGAGGAGGACUUGGGGGACCUGAUGAAGAUCAGACUCACCUGGAAGAGGGCAUCUCAGUCCUGGUACAGCCUGUGGACUGGGUUUCGCAGCUUGCUGUCCCAAUCCCCAAAGUCCAAGCAGGAAGUGAAUAUCAGGCGCAUCCGGGUCAAGUCUGGGGAAACCCAGCAGAAAUUUGCUUUUUGUGCAGAAGACCCUGAGAACACCAGCAUAUCCCCUGGCCAAGAGCUCUGGUUUCACAAGUGUCCGCACAGAUGGAGACUAAUAAAUGAAACCAGGCAAACUGUGGAGCUUCCCUGAGGGUGCCAGCAAGGCCUCUGCCACACUGUCCAAGCACAUGGAGGAAAGUUACUGCUGAGGACCCACCUGAUGGAAGGACUCCUCUUGGCCUUGACCCUGGAGCACAGGGAAGAGCCUGCUUGGGGGGCCCAGGACCUUGAUCGCUACAACUGAGACUUCCCACCAGAGGGGACCAUGCGCUGCUGUUCUUGCUGCUCCUGCUGCUCCUGCUGCUCCUGCUGCUGCCCUAGAAUAGCUUGAAGGACAGAUCUGUGGCAAACACCUGGCCUCUUGUGCACACCGGGCUGGCUCUUGUGACUGGGUGAGCCUGUGCUUUGCCUGACAAGGGGCAGUGGCUCUGCGUGGAAGGCCGCCAGCUGCCUGGCCCCACCUGAGCCACUGGGAGGCCUUCCCACUGGGAGUUGACUCAUGUCGGGAUGGCAGACCUGUGUCCUUGUUCACCCAGACACAGUCGAUCUGGGGCAAGGCUGAAGCCCUCAUUGACCUGGGGUCAAUGAACUGCACUGAUCAAUAUCGGUCAAACUUUUUUUGACCUUCUGCCCUGCUCCUUAACUCACUCUUGAAAGCACACAUUGGCUUUUUAAUUUUUCUAUUGCUCAUUUUUUUUUGACUGGACAAUUUUUUUAAGCACUUAACCUUAAUGGGGUUGGGAUUUCUAGGCUCCCUUCAAGUUUAGAUGACCCAUGAAUAUAUAUGUGAGGAAGGCACAAGGGACAUUGUGGGGAGCCAGAGGAUGCAAGAGUUGGGGGCCCUGAGGCUUUCAGCAGUUUCUGUCCACUUCUUCUCAGUUGACAUGUACAUCCCCCCGAGAGUGGCCUGGUUGAUGGCCAGCAGAGUAGCAAGCAGGUACCCUACAUGCUGGGGACCAGAUGGUGGCCAACUGCCAGAUACAGUUGCUUUGGAGCAUAAUCUCUCCUGUCCAGGAAGGGUGAAGGUGUCACAUAUGUGAUGCAUGUCUGUUUACCCAGAACUGUCACCUGUCGAACAGCGGGUGCUCAGAUGUGACCCAGCGUUUUUCCUUCCUUGGAACGUCUUGUUCUAACACCAGCCUCUUGUCUGUGUUGAACUUCUUCAGAAGCCCCCAGCUCUUCAUUUGAGCUAAUAUACAUGAUGCCUGAGAAACCCUUUUUCACUUUGCAAAAGAUUUUCAUGUGGGUCGCCUCACUGGAGAUCAAAGACGGGAGGUGAACAGGGAAGCCAUUAUCCCCAUUUCACAAAACCAAUGCUCCGUGAGGGUCAGCCGUGUGCCUAGCAUUGUAUACCUAGUUGGUGCUGGGGCUCCGCGAGGACCCAGAAUUCCUGGAGGCAAAGUCCUUGGUGUGUUCGUCUCUGCAACUUUGUCAAGACUUCCACAGCCCCUUCUCACCAGGGAGCCCUGCAUGUGACAAGUAGAGAAUAGUGUUCAAAGCCAUCCCUAAAGCCCCAAGGAAAACAUCUGUGCCAGGGUUUGGGCUUUUACAGAUGAGAUUUAUUUGGAAGGAGAUAUGAUAUCAGGCGGGGUGAAGAGUGAUUUUUGUACUUAGGGUUUGAAGGGACACCGUUUUACUCUCUCUGUGCCAAAGUUGCAUCCUUGUUCAAUGCCAAGCUUCAGAAGACAUAACCAGUCCAGUCGUAAGUCAAGGUAUUUUUUCUAUCCAAUUGUGUGUUCGUCUGUUCUUUCUGUGAUUGCUUUCUAGCCAAAGUGGAGCUUAUAUUACUGACGGAGCCUCCUGGUCGCUUCUGACCUGUUUUUAGUAAUGGAAGCCUUGGGAGUCCAGUCCUCAGUGGGUCCUGUAUUUAUACAUUUGGCUUGAAGAUUUAUUUGUAUAUGAUGAUGCUUUUUUAAAAAUGCUAUGCAGAACAUUAUUUAUUUCUUGUGUAUGUAAUGUAUAAAAACAAAAAACAAAUAUAUGGUUAGUUUUUA